Cynocephalus volans (Philippine flying lemur) is the source of this 633-nucleotide messenger RNA. RefSeq names its product major allergen Equ c 1-like. Lineage: Eukaryota; Metazoa; Chordata; Mammalia; Dermoptera; Cynocephalidae. The transcript has 7 exons. Gene Ontology annotation, molecular function: small molecule binding; odorant binding. Bases 1 to 558 code for a protein of 185 amino acids. The record is from RefSeq and is a predicted model, not a curated record.
AUGAAGCUGCUGUUGCUGUGUCUGGGGCUGACCCUCGUCUGUGCUGACAAGGAAGAAAACAAUGAUGUUGUGCGAAGCAACUUCGAUCUGUCAAAGAUUUCAGGGGAGUGGUAUUCCAUUGGCUUGGCCUCUGACAGCAGGGAAAAAAUAGAAGAAAAUGGAAGCAUGAGGCUGUUUGUGGAAUACAUCGAGUACUUAAAGAACUCUUCUCUGUUCUUUAAAUAUCAUACAAUUGUAAAUGGAGAAUGUACUGAAAAUUAUUUGGUUAGUGACCCAACAGAAGAAAAUGGUGUAUAUAGUGUUGAAUAUGAUGGAUCCAAUACAUUUCACAUACUUGAGGCAGACUAUAAUGACCAUAUUAUUUUUUAUCUCAAGAAUUUUAACAAUGAGGAAACAUUCCAACUGAUGGAGCUCUACGGCCGAGAACCAGAUGUGAGCCCAGAACUCAAGGAAAAGUUUGUGCAAAUUUGUGAAGAACAUGGAAUUGAUAAAGAAAAUGUAUUAGACCUGACCAAAGUCAAUCGCUGCCUCCAAGCCCGAGAUGGGGGGGCUCCCUAAGAUCCCAGUGCUGAGCGAAUGCUUCCUCACCUGGACUCCAGCAUCCUCCCUUCCUGGUCCCCAUGUCUUCUGUGA